CAUCUCCAACACUAAAUAAUGCUUUGACAUUUUGACAAGUUAGUAAUGACAAGUUUAACCAAAAUAAAAUAAAUAAUAAUUUAAGCUAUCGCUGCAUAUUGUAGGAGAUGAAAAGAUGAUAAAUUAAAACAAAAACGAUGGAAGCAGACUCUACAACAUACGACAGCAAUUCAAAAACUGAAGUUACCGAGCCUGCGUUACCAUUUAACACUUGCCCGGGAAAUUUGCAGCUGUAUAAUGAACUGAUAUCGAAUAAUGGUGAGCAGAGGUUGGAGUGUCAGUUGGUAGAACGUCUGCAGGGUUUGGGAUUAAUGCCUACGGUUGUGAGGUGCCCCACUGACAAACCUGACUGCAAUGUUAUUUGUAAAACUGCCAGAGUUAUUGACCGGGUCCAAUGGGUCUGUGAAGGCUGUUCCAAAAGGCAACCUAUAAGAGUUGGCUCAUUCUUCUAUCGUCUGCAGUGCUCCAUACUUCAAACACUGCAACUAAUCUUGGCGUGGUGUGAGGAUGCUGACCUUGAAGUUGCUGCUGCACAUUUUGGUGUAAAACCCAAAGUGGCAACACAGAUCUUUGACAAACUGGAUGGGGUAGCUAUUAAGGAGCAGGGCAGGCGCAGACUGGGCGGAGAAAACAGCGUGGUACUAGCAGAGAUGUAUCCAGACUGUGUUAACAGACUGUCUCCAGAUACUACGGACCAACCGCAUGUACACAGGAUAUUAAUGCUCGCUGAUACUAACCACAUUCCCACAUCCUACUGGCUGCAUGUAAUAAGAGAUGACAAUAAAAAGAUGCCAAAUGGUGAUCCUGAUACUCAGGCGCUAACAUCCGAGGUAGAGUCAGUACUGCAGCGGGCCGUGACUCCCGGCUCGCUGGUGGUGACGGGCAACACGCUGCCCGCCGUGGAGGCCGCCGCCAACAUACAGCAGCUGCUCAUACACUGCGAUGUGGACAUGCAGCACUUCUUGAGUACCCGCAUGUGGCGCCAAGCUCUAUCACUAUGCGUAGCGGCUCGGUCCGUAUGUACGGGCAGCAGUACGGGCGCGGGCGGGCAGGCGGGUGGGCAGGCGGGCGGCCAGGCCGGGCAGGCGGGCUGCGCGGCCGCCGUACAGAGGUACCUCACCACCGCGCUACACAGACGGAGGCACGACGACGGAUUCUUUAGUCAGACGCUCACCUACAUCGCUGCUGAAUACACCAACACUAUUGAAACAUAGCCAUUUUCGUAUGAAAAGAGGCUAAGUAAAACGUUUGUAUGUUGAAAUAAGUGAAGAUUGAAGUUUAGUUGCUGCUUGAAAUGAGCCUUGAUUGAAAGUAUUCAGAUUGUUUCAAACAGCUCAGUUAGCGCCGAUUGUUGAUAUUAUCUAAUUGAAGGCUUUUUUAUGUAUUAGGUGUGAUAAAUGAAACCUAUUGUCAUCCAUUCUGGAAAGCUAUAAAUGCUAUAAUUUUUAAAGAUAUUGUAUAAUUAAGCCGAGUUGCGUCAGAUUUGUUGAACCAACUUAUUUGAAAGUACUAUAAAGGACUGACUAGUGAUAAAAUUAAAAGUUAAAAUUGCUGAUAUUAACCUUGUUAUGAUAUUCUGUUGUAAGUUUUAAUUCAAAUUAUUGUUCGGUAUUCCGAGUACGGUUAUUCAUUGGUAUUCUUUUUUUAAAUGCUUGUAAAAUUAAUUGUUUGCUAUUUUUUUGACAUGAUUCAAUGUCUUUUGAGUUAUUAAAAAUAAUUGUUAUAUUAUGAAUAAAAAUGCACAUUUUAUCAAUGCAACAAAGAUGUUUUAAAGUAAUCAAUGAAUAUAGCUAGUAAAUAAAAAUAUGUUAAAUUUCUGUUAAAUACUACAAUUCAAAUUGUUCUCAUUUUAAGAUAUUGUUAUACACAUAAGUGGAAUAAUUUUAGUCAUUAAGUGCCUGAACAUUGUAAUGUCUUCCUAUGUGCCUUAGGGGAGAAAGUCUUUACUAACUACCAUAGCUAAAGUUAAGUAACUGAUUCGAUUUGUUGAUAUUUUUGUCUUAGGACAUACUCAUGAAAUAGUUCUCAAAAUUGAUGUAGAUUAAAUAAACGUGUUGUGGAAUAAAGUUGAUAUUAAUAUCCUUGUGAUAUCGUUAUUUGACAGUUUGUUUCUGAAAGUUGGCAAUGUAAUUCUAUUUUUUUAUUAAUUUUAAACUUUGUGCCACAAAGAGGUCUUCCUAAAAUAUUUUGUGGUUUUCAU
Trichoplusia ni (cabbage looper) is the source of this 2200-nucleotide messenger RNA. RefSeq lists its product as uncharacterized. Bases 138 to 1214 code for a protein of 358 amino acids. The record is from RefSeq and is a predicted model, not a curated record. NCBI's taxonomy places the organism in Eukaryota, Metazoa, Arthropoda, Insecta, Lepidoptera, Noctuidae. The transcript has 8 exons.